AUGGCCGCCGGCGGGAGCCGCGCCGUCCUGGGGCUGUGGCUGCUGGCGGCGGGGCUGUGCGGCGCGGUGGCGGCGGGCAGGUCCCCCAGCUGCCACGAAGUGCGGACGGCGUUCCAGCUGCGGCAGAUCGGGCCCCUCAAGCUGGUCCCCGACGUGCCCACGGCCGAGUCAGAUUUACAGAUCUGUCAACACAGGGCACCAACAUGUUGCACCAAAAAAAUGGAAGAAAGCUACCAGGCAGCUGUUCGAAGGGAGAGGACUCAGAGCAUCCAGGCACUGAACUUUGAGCUGAAGUACAUGAUUGUUGGUCACAUCACAGCUUUUCAAGAGGCCUUUGAAUCUUUGCUUCGCUUUGCUGAAAACCGCACAAGUACCCUGUUUGAGACUGCUUACAGACCUAUGGCAAAAGAAGCAGCAGAGCCUGUUAAGGAGCUUUUUACAGACAUCUCUCUCUACAUUCUGGGCGCAGAGACCACAGUGGAGAGUGCAGUACUGCGGUUCUUUGACAGUCUCUUUCCCCUGGUGUACAGCCGGCUAAUAAACCCAGGAAUUACAGAUCUGUCAGAGGACUAUACAGAGUGUCUGCGGCUUACAAGGCAAGACAUAAAUCCUUUUGGACACUAUUCUAAAAACAUGGUUACAGAGCUGUCAAAAUCUCUUUGGGCCAGCAGGAUGCUGAGCCAGGCCCUGAGCCUGGGCAUUGAAGUGAUAAAUACUACUGAGCACGCCGCUAUGAGCAGGGAGUGCAGCAGAGCCCUGGUGAAGAUGCAGUACUGCCCGCACUGCCAGGGCCUGACGCUCAUCCGGCCCUGCGUGGGAUAUUGUCUCAAUGUCAUGAGGGGCUGCCUGGCCAGCGUGGCAGAGCUGGAUACACAGUGGAGGCUGUUCAUCUCCACGCUGGAAUCCCUGACUAAUGCGAUAGCAGCCUCCCAAGAGCUGGAGAUGGCCCUGUCGGGGAUCCGGAGCUCCAUCAACGAGGCCAUCCUGCACGCGCAGCUGAACGGACCGCAGCUCUCGGCCACAGUUGAUAAAGUGUGUGGACAGCCCAAACAGCAAGAAGGGAACCUGUCAUCAGCCAGUAUUGUGCCAGUGAAGGAAGUGACUGGAACCCAGACGUUUGUGAUGGCUCACACCAGCCUGAACAAUAAAAGAAGUUCUCUGCCUCUGAAAGCUUCAAAGAAUGACAAAUCAAGAAGUUUGAAAAAAAUCUCUCGAGAGUUCAUCAGUUACAUGAAGCGCUCCCAAACCUUUUAUGCCUCUAUAGCAGAGAGGCUUUGUGAUGGAGACCUGGUGAUGAGAGACAGCUCGACCUGCUGGAAUGGAGAGGAUGUUGUGGAAAGUUACACCAGCAGAGUUGUUUCCAAUGGACUGAAGGCACAAGUUAAUAAUCCAGAACUGAAAGUCAGAGGAUUGGACCCACUCAUCAACAAUUUAAUUGAUAAACUUCAGCACUUUAAUCAACUGGAUGCUGAAAAGGCCAAGUUGAAGCUGAAGAGAUGGGGUCCCCGAGAUGCCGGCAGUGGCGGUGGAAGGAGCGAGGACAUGGAGUCAAGUGGAGAUUGUGAUGAUGAGGAUGGCUGCCAAGGAUCUGGGGACAGGGUGCACACUGCAGAUAUACUCAAGGAAAAGAAAGCCCAUCCAGAAAACAGAAAUGAACCAAAACCAACCGUGAAAAAGAUUGACACCACCACCAGCAGAAGCACUGUCAAGUCCUCCUCCAAACACAGUGUAACUGGAAAUGGGAGCAGCCCAGCCCUGAGCCCCUCCCUUGCUGUUCUGGCAGCACUGGCAGUUCUGUGGCACUGUCCCCUGUAGCUGCAUUGCCCUGCAGAUGCUGUGCUAGUGCUCCUGUUCACUGUCAUUGAUACCUGCAGCCUUACCCAACUGGAAACAAAUGGAAAUGGCUCUCUAGUUGAUGUGAUUUGUUAGGAUAAGUAAGAAGUGAAAUGCUGGAGUUGGCAGAUAGCAAGUGUCAUCACUUACCAUGUCUGCAGAUAGCCUUUGGCAAAGCCCACCCAAGGUACAGCCAGGAUGAUCACAGGGAUCUGAAUAGCUUAAGUUAUGGGGUGGAAAUAACUGAAAACACAGAAAUUGUGUAUGUGUGUGUUACUGUUUUUAUCAGUUUUGUUUGCUAGAAUCUGACAGGCUGUUGUUUAUUUGUUUAAUUUUUCUGGUAAGUUAUAUGAAUGGUCAGUCUUCAAAUUCAAGGCAAUACUUUGGUUUUUUUAGUGAACAUCUAACAAGCUGUGCUACAGUUCACAGAAUCACAGAAUGUUAUGGGGUUGGGAUGGACCUUAAAGAUCAUGGAGUCCCAGCCCCCUGCCAUGGGCAGGGACACCUCCCAGCAGCCCAGGUACCAGGUUGCUCCCCUGUAUGGUGAAGGGCUCUCUGCCACCCUGACGAAAUUCCUGAGUGGUCAAGAAGAUCAAAACAUAUUUGAAACUUCUUUUCACUCUUAUUGUUUAGAUUGUAGGAAGCAACAUAAAAACAUAUGGUGUGUCUAAUAUAUCAGUAUAGUUGCCUUAACUGUGGAAAAAAGAAAACCACUUUGUUUACUGAGGGACAUAGAUAGUGAGUUUCCCUGCCCCACAAAAUGUCAUUACCAGAUGCUUUAGCAUAUGCUCAAGGCUUAUUGGAUGAAUGUCCAGCAAAGGGAAACAUAAAUAAACAUAAUAAUGUUUUAUCCACUUGAAUGCAGCUCUGUAUAGAAAAAGAAAAAAAAAGAAUAAUUCAAACUUACUUUGCCUAUGAGAUGUUACUUAGAAACCAACUUAAGUUUUCCAUAAAGGUCCCAGAGAUAUAAAUUAUUGGGAACUUCAGUUAGACACUAACUAGAUUUUGUGUAUUAUGGAUCUCUGAAAUCCACUGUUUCAUAAACUGUGUAUUAUUUAAUUACAUUUAAUGUUUAAAAUUUUGUAUCACAUUAGGUGUAAAUGUAAAAACAUUCUGAAAUCUAGAACAUUCUCUGUUACGCUUCAUCUUGAUUGCUACCCUAGAAAAUGUCAAAUGUGCAUUAUAUUAUACAAGGCUAUUUUUUUUAAGUCAAUGAUACAUUGAUGCAUUUUAACUUUCUGGAUGAAAAAGUACUAUAAUAACUUCUAAUGGGUUAAGAGUUAAUGUGUGUUUUCCAACAACUGUUUACAGUGCCAUUGAAUAUAUGUAUACAAACACAGCUGUAUGAAUACAGUGAUUAAUAUGAUAAAUAUAUGAAACAUUAGAAUUGGUAUAUUUACUACAUUUCAUAAUUAUUACAACUGUUUAAUGGCCAUUUUCAUGUUGUAGACUAUUUUUAUGUACAGUUUUGUAAGAUGUAAUGUAAACCAUUUGCCUUUGGUUUUUUGUAAAACAUCUCUUUGAUACUUGGUAUUACCCAGUCACUGAGAUUACUCAGAAGAGGAGCCCUGGAUCUCACUAACCAGCUUCAGGCAUUUUAUUGGCAACUUUGAGUCUAGAAGCCUGACUCGAAGAAGGUGCCAUGGGCCAGGAUUGCUGCUGAGUUUCACCACACAGGAGGUGACAGUAGCACAGAACAAGCAGACAAUAAGUGAACAAAGGCUCACUACACUUACACAUUUCCAGACAGUAUCAGUGAACAUGUAUAAUUAUGUUUGCAAAGGUGGUGCUUGAGUUUCAUUUCCAGUUUUGGUUCCUAGAUCAUACUUAUGACAUAAAGGUAUGAUCAGAACCAUGGAUGCACCCAGCUGCAGAGGUACCGUGGCAGCAGCUAAAUUUUCUAAAAGAUAAUUCAGUUUUAAUGUUGAAACAAGGAGAUAAAAUGGAGAAGAUACUUACAUUAACAUCUAUUUUAACUCUGAUUGUUCACAAUGGUAAAGAUAGUAAUAUCCCUAGGAGUGUUUCCCAGUCCAAUCAGCGAAAACCAGUUUUCCCACAAGUAUUUAAAUGGCUGUCCUGUGGUCUCCAGGGUUUGGGAGCUGGAACCAUAAUUAAAAAUGCUUAUUCAUGUAUUCAUUUUCGGUGCCCUUUGGAAAAAGUGCUUUUACCUGUGGAGCUGUGCAGGUCUCCUCAUUUGUGCCAUGGAAGAGGACUCUGUGAUGCCUGGCACUCAGAGCAUCUUGCACUGCGAUGGCUGAGUCAGACAGGAGCACUCUGUGCUCACACAGAUGUGUACAGAUGUGUACACAGAAAUGUACCCUGGGUGCUCACACUCACCACCCGCCCCUCAGCUCACACCAAGCACUCUGGCCUCAGUAGAGCAGUUCCUGCCUGAUGCUUGUCAGCCUGAGUACUGAUUCAGUGUUCUCACACAGUGCUCAGUCAUCAUUCAGGCACUGGAUUCCUAUGGAUAGAGGUUUCAGGGCUGGGCUCUGAUCCUGCCAGAUGUCAGCUGGGCAGUUUGGAGUUUUCAGAUUUUUCUUACCUGCAGAGAGGAAACUGGAACAGGCAGAGCCAGGUGUGUUUCUGAGGUCUGUUCUGGAAAAGGUUUUAGUGGCAAUCUCACCAGCCACGUGUUCAGCUGCAGCAGAGGGAGCUGCAGAAGGCAGGUAUGCAAUAAUUCACCCAGGGGGUUAUUUCUUGUUGCUGAAUGUCAUAAUUGUGCUAAACAAAAACCUCUGAAAAAUCAAGGAUUUGGAUUUGGGGAUUGGUUGGGGAAUAUUUGUAUUUAUCUCUCAAUCUAAACAAGACAACCUUUUUAAAAGUUUCUGUAACAAGACACAAGUUCAAAUCGUGGAGUGAGAUAGAAUCAUCAUUUCAUUGGAGUCAACCAGUAUUUGGAUAGACACAACUGGCUGCAGAAUGAGGGAAGAGGGCUCUACAUCAGUUAAUACAUAUAAUGCAAAAACACUUCUACACUGUUAAGAAGAGUACUGGUUAAGCCAGUGAAACCAGUGAGCAUCAAAAAUGGUAUCAUUUUAAAGGGCAAUGCAGUUUAUUUUUACUGGUGGUUUAUGGUAUUUUUUCCCUCAGGAUCAGUUGCAUUUACAUAUUUUAAAAAUAAUGUUUUCCAUCAAACAAACCAUCUAUACCAGCAAAGGCAAAAACAACUGGCUGUGUCAGAUAAAGAAAGGAUUCAUUUUCAGAUGAAUAAGUUAUCUGCUUUACAAAUUCUUUGUUACCCAGGACACUGUAAUUACGAUGUAAUUACAAAGGUCUAAAUUCAAAAUACUUUUGAACUUGUCUAUGUAAUCUCAGUGCAAAAUAAGGUACCAGUCUAAGAGCAUUGCUGUAGCCUUGUCUAACAGUUACAAAUUAUAUUUAGUCACUGCUUUCUGAUUGUUUAUUGUUUUGCUAUGACUUGGAAUAUUUUGCUGUGCCCACAUUUGUGAAUGCCAGCAUUGGAAAGUAACUGCUGUCGUGCAUUUGUGAGUAAAAUCAAUGUACAAUUUUC
This is a messenger RNA of Catharus ustulatus (Swainson's thrush), 5347 nucleotides long. RefSeq names its product glypican-5-like. The coding region runs from base 1 to 1815 and encodes 604 amino acids. Gene Ontology annotation, cellular component: plasma membrane; cell surface; extracellular region. The transcript is spliced from 9 exons. NCBI's taxonomy places the organism in Eukaryota, Metazoa, Chordata, Aves, Passeriformes, Turdidae. Gene Ontology annotation, biological process: regulation of protein localization to membrane; cell migration; positive regulation of canonical Wnt signaling pathway. The record is from RefSeq and is a predicted model, not a curated record.